Annulohypoxylon truncatum is the source of this 3151-nucleotide messenger RNA. RefSeq lists its product as uncharacterized. The record is from RefSeq and is a predicted model, not a curated record. NCBI's taxonomy places the organism in Eukaryota, Fungi, Ascomycota, Sordariomycetes, Xylariales, Hypoxylaceae. The coding region runs from base 349 to 2844 and encodes 831 amino acids. The transcript has 3 exons.
CUCACUUGACAACCUAGGAGUAGUCUGGGAAUAUCAUCAUCUCUAUAUACUUAGAUUUCACCCACAAAUAUGGACGAUAACCUCUAUCUCCCCGCCGACCCCGAACUCGGCUUAAGACCUAUUCACCGGGCAUGCCUUAGGGGUGACUUCGAAGCCGUCGUUAAGCUAGCUUGCCAACCGGGCAUCAUCGAUGCACCGACCGAACCUCAGAACGGGGUGAAACGGGGACUUCGUGAAACACCUAUGUGGGUGGAGUGACACCAUCUCCUUACUACAUACAUACCGCAAUGUGGGACUCUCCAGCAUAGACGGUGCUAAUCCGUGCCCUGCAGCAAGCUCGCGGCGCUCAUGGGCCAUGUCGAUAUAGUAUGGUUCCUCGUCGAGCAGGGCGCUGCCCUGACCCACGAUCGCGUCCUCGCCUCGUCGUAUACGGGAAACGAAGGUCUCGCGGCACGCCGGAGGGACUUCUUCCUCAACACAGUUGGAAUCGGCCGAGAGCACCCCGAUGCUGAGAAUACGCGCAAGAUCAUCUUCGACAUCCUGUCUUCACCUGGUCGUAGGAGCGUCGUUCGAGCUAUGCGCGGCCCGCGCUCUGACCUCGGGUUCCCGGACUACAAGCUGGCGAAGCAAGGGCGGGACAUUGUGGUCUUCGCGCCCGUGCUGCGGAUCCGGUCCGACAUCCCGCUCGACCGCAGCAAGACGAUCGGUAUCAUCACGUCCAAGGCCGCCUCGGGUGACAUCCUGAUGUCGGCGCACAGCGGUUUCCGGGCCGGCGGCGACCGCCACGACAAGUGCCUCGACACGAACCAGUGGAACUACGUCGCGCUCCACCACAUCGCGAAGCUGCUCAAGUUCCACUUCCCGGGCAACAAGCACGACAACGGCCCGAAGAAGCUGGAGGACGACAUACAUAGGGGGCGCGCCCACGCCGGACACGUCGAGGUUUUGCUGGCGGCGUGGUACGCGGUGGAACUGACUAAUAAGCAGAGGUUGGCGGCGAAUGGCGGACAGGGGAAGAUGAGUUUGGACUGGUGCCUUGCGAAUUUGCAUACACUGAAGCACGCGACGCUGGGACAGGCGCGGUCCGCGGUCAUCAUGAUCGACUCGCAGCCUUGUGCCACGUGCCUCAAGUUCAUCAAUUACCUCUUCCAAUACACGGGCGUACACUUUUCCGUGAAGGGAGCCGUGGGCAUAGGCCCGACAUUAGCCACCAAGGACGAGAGAACCGGUGUUAGGCUUGAUACUUUCGGGGACGUGUUUCUGGAGCAGGAUAUUGACGGGGCGGAUGAUUAUGAGGAGUCGGCUUAUCUUGACACUGAGAUUGAGACAGUGUUGGAAACUCCUAUAGCUCAGGGGGUUCCGGGUGGUAUCCGGGAUACUAUCGAGGGUAAUGGGGACGAGGAGGAUGAUGCCAUGAGCGUCCACGCACAAGCGCAAGCGGCAAGUGAAGCAUUCGCAAGGAUAUCGAGCUUCUCACCGGCAAACAUGGAUACCGAAAAUGUGCCCAUGACGACUCCUGCUCCGGAACCCGUCACGCCCCAACGCGCCGCUCCCUUCACGCCACUGCGGCCGCGCAUGCGAUGGGGCGUGCCGGAUUCUGGUCCUCGAUCUAAGAGAGGAGAUCCGUUUGGCAACAUCCCCUCUCGCAGACCCGCGAACCCGGACGAGCUGAUAGCCGAGUACAAGAAGAAGACGCCGGUGUGGACUUGGCCGGGGUACGAUUCAGCGGAGCCAUCGUUUGUUCCGUUUUGCCAACCUCCUCGUGUCUCCCGUGGUAUCCUCGGUUCCCCGAUGCCGCUUGCGCUACCAGGGGCUGCUGGCCGUACGUUAGUUACGGAUGGCAAUAUGCCCAUUAAAGAUAUAAAUGGCGACUCGGCCAUCGUCAUGGAUGAAGGAGGUACGGGAGAAGGCCCUGUGACAGGGGAAGAUCCGAUCAUCGUCGACAUGGUAAACGACGACGUCUCAUAUCCGUCUCCGCCCAGGAGCUGCCUUAUCCGCGACACGUUCGCCGCGUUCGACGCCCAAGUCAAGAACCACUUCGGGGACACCCCGACGCUGACGGGCCAAAAACGGGCGGCCUUCUCGUACAGCAGCUUCCAACCGAUCCCUAACCCGGCUCGUCAGAAGGCCAAAGAAAUGGCCAGGAACCUUAACACGGCCAUGGAAGAACCUCCACUCCAGCCUCCAUCACGGGCACGCGUAGACCAAAUCCACUCCGAAACUCCCAUGCAGCUUAACUCCCCGGAUGAUGAGGAGGGCUACGUCCACGUACCCGACCUCUUCCCGCUUUCCCCAUCCCCACAACCCCAACCCCUGUCACAGCAAUCGCAACCCUUCUCACCAUCCUCACAGCCACCCUCCCAACCACAACAACCCCUCCUCUCGCAAAACGGCUCGCGCUACUACGCCGCAGCUCUACUAAUGGGCGCCGAAUCGCCGGACCCCACGCCCUGUCCAAUGCCAGUUCCGACUUCAGCUCCAAACUUACCCCCGUCUCCCGCGCCAACAACCACACCCUCAAACUCAACCACAACCGCGAUCCUAACUCCAGCUGCAACCCCCGUCCCCAUCCCUGCCCCCAAAACCAACCCAAAGCCGGCGGCCCCGGGUCCGCUGAACUUCCAACGAUGGCGCUUCGAGCCGCAUCCGCAUCCGCAGCCGCGGCCGCGGUCGCGGAAGCCGUGGCUGGCGGAGCAGCAGCAGCAGCAAGAGGUGGUCUCGAAGCACUUCUCCGGGCCGCGGCUGGCAUGGCAUCAACAGGGGCUCGUCUCCUUCCCGGAGGUGACGGGGAUGGGGAACGGGGUGGGGCAAGAAAGGCGGGACGGGGCUGGGAGGAAGGGUUAGGAUCCCGGUUCGGUUUAUCUAUGAGGGGUAUAUGGUUUUAGGGGUUUGAUGCUGGAAGUUGAAUGAGAAUGUGGGAUUUGGCUGGUGAUAUAAGGGUAUUAGGGGAAUGGGAGGUAAGCUAAGUUAAGGUAAGGUAAGAAAGUAAAGAGCAGAGAUACGACAUGCCUGGAAGGUGGAAGGGAUGUAAGGGGGCGGGAUGUUUGCUGUGGACUACGAUAAGGAGUCAGGGGGAGUCGGGGAUAAAAAUGUAAAAUGGUGAGAGCAACCACAUUCAUUAUAAAUGCCAGAUAGUACUCGUCUGUUGCAG